This is a messenger RNA of Oikopleura dioica, 366 nucleotides long. NCBI's taxonomy places the organism in Eukaryota, Metazoa, Chordata, Appendicularia, Copelata, Oikopleuridae. The record is from the annotation of a GenBank genome assembly.
AUGAUUAUCCGCGAUUCUACUGGAGCUGUUAAACAAGAGGUUGUCGGUGAACUCUUUCUCUUUGUCCAGGACUAUCCUUAUUAUACUUAUACCCGAGCUACGUGUGAGCACUGCAAGCGCGAAUUCACGAUCAUGGGCAACGUCGACCCAGACACUGUCAAGAACUGGAUGAUCUGUGGCAAGUGCAACUUCCACAUCACUCUGAUUUUCGUCCUUCGCCAAAACAAGGAGGAGCUCUUUGAGACGAUUGCAAAAAGUCUUGUGGAGCUCAAUUUCUGGGACGACAUGGAAGUUGACCAGGAAGAAGAAGAAGAAGAAGCUGGAGAAGAAAAGGAGGAGGAAAGUGCUGAAGAUGCUGAAAAUUGA